GUGUGAUUUUUGUUCUUGUAUCACAUUUAAAAUGGUAUUUGUGCUUCGGCAUAACAAUCACUAAGGCAUAUGUUUAAAAAUGAGAACUCUUAUACAAGCGACUGCGAUAUAACACUCCUUAUCUUUAACAUAACCAAACCUGCCCUGUUCACAUGACUUUGACAUAAAAGGUUCAGAGACAAUUAGAACUGUAACGCACAAUAUCACUUUUUCCACACAUCAGCAUGGACUUGUUUCGGGGAUUUGUGUUGGUUUGUGGGUUGGUUGUAAGUGUUACUGCAGUAGAGAAGCGAUACACGGAUAGGAACUUGAUGCAAUGUAUGACAGAUAUGGGCCUCACCGAUCUCGUUCAGCUCCUUACAGAGACAAACAUGAAUUCUGCUUUGUCAAACACAGGAUCGUCAUAUACCGUCAUGGCUCCCACGAACGCCGCUUUCAGUAAGGUUGACGUGAACCUGAUGGGAACGCUAGCUCACGAGCCAAUCUUGAAGAAGCAGAUUCUCCAGUACCACGUGAUUCCUGGGUUUAACGUGCUACCACAACUUCUACAACAGCACAAGGCUGAUACACUAGAAGGACAGCCGAUGAGAUUUACUGGUUUUGGAGGGAACGUUCUGAUCAACAACUCGACUCGUCCUGUACCUGGUAACAGCUCCGACGUCAUAUGCAGAAAUGGUGUGGUUCACGUGAUCGAUUCCGUGCUCACGCCACCCGUGUUCGGCACUCACAACAUCGCCGCAAACCUCGUUCUCAGGGACGAUUUAUUUCAGGACAUGUUCUUGGCUCUGCUGCUUAACAAUCUAACACACAUUUUAGAAGAUACGGAGUUCACUCUUUUUGCCCCUACAAACCUAGCCUUUGGUCGUUAUUCUGCACUGAAUGGCAUCCGCCCGAAUAUGCCAAAUGCGCAAAUGAUUUAUCACGAAGUGUUCAAGUAUCACAUGGUUCCCGGUCGGAGGACAAGCUACAACCUUCAUGACGGAGACAAGUUGUUCACCCUUCAUAACUCCCAAAUAAACAUUACAGUUGACGCGACAGGCAUGAUGGUGGACCACGCUAAGGUUGUUGAGAAGGACAUAGCGGCAAGUAACGGUGUGAUCCAUGCCAUCGACCACAUCAUCUUCCCAACCGAUCUUCUCCAGAAUCUAAUCAACGGCUAAUCUGACGUUAUCAAAGACUGCUGUAUCAUUAAAACAUGGAUGACAUUUGCACUGAACCUUGAAAAAAUAUAGACCAAAGAAUCUAAAAAAGCCUUU
This is a messenger RNA of Mya arenaria, 1256 nucleotides long. RefSeq names its product transforming growth factor-beta-induced protein ig-h3-like. NCBI's taxonomy places the organism in Eukaryota, Metazoa, Mollusca, Bivalvia, Myida, Myidae. The transcript is spliced from 6 exons. The record is from RefSeq and is a predicted model, not a curated record. Bases 225 to 1160 code for a protein of 311 amino acids.